GUCCGGAGGGCACCAAAAGCUAAAUAAGCGGAACGCACGCGCGCAGUACAUUACACCCACAAAUUUUUCAAGUAUUGUAUACCAAAGGAGGAGCACUAUUAGUAGGAAGAAAAAGCAUCGAGGCAUCGAGCCAUGGCCUCCGGUGGCCUGAAACCCAGGUUAGGCUACAUCAUCAUGUACACGAGCGACGUGGAGAAGGCCGCCUCCUUCUACGACGCCGCCUUCGGCUACACCGUCCGCCGCCUCGACGAGUCCCGCAAGUGGGCGGAGCUGGAGAGCGGGGCGACGACCAUCGCGUUCACGCCGCUACACCAGCGGGAGACGGACGCGCGCUCGGGGGAGGUGCAGCUGCCGGACUCGGCGGCCGCCGAGCGGGGCGCCCUGGAGGUCUGCUUCGCCUACGAGGACGUCGACGCGGCGUACAGGCGCGCCGUCGAGAACGGGGCGGUGCCCGUGAGCGCGCCCGAGGAGAAGCCCUGGGGCCAGAAGUCCGGCUUCGUGAGGGACAUGGACGGCAACGUCGUGCGCAUCGCCAGCUACGUGCGAGAGUAAUAUAUAAUAAUCGCAUUCGGCUACAUCGGUCGAUCAGCGUUAUUAGUUUCCCAUGCCGUGUCACAUAAACUAUAUAUACGUGCGUACGUGUAUAUGUGUACCAAAAAAUAAAAUAGUAUGUUGCAGGUUAAGUAAAAGUAGUCGUGGGGAUAUAUACACACGGUUUAGUCGGCUGUGUUAAUAACUUUGUAAGGUUCAUGAGUAGGCUAGUGUGCUCGAUUAGUAAUAUAAAAAAUAUAUAUACACACGGCUUAGUCGGCUGUUUUAGAGUACUUGUAUUGAUCAAAUAUGUUUAUCAA
Messenger RNA from Sorghum bicolor (sorghum), 851 nucleotides. RefSeq lists its product as uncharacterized. Bases 133 to 552 code for a protein of 139 amino acids. Lineage: Eukaryota; Viridiplantae; Streptophyta; Magnoliopsida; Poales; Poaceae. The record is from RefSeq and is a predicted model, not a curated record. The transcript is spliced from 2 exons.